Messenger RNA from Synchytrium microbalum, 1176 nucleotides. RefSeq lists its product as uncharacterized. The transcript is spliced from 7 exons. NCBI's taxonomy places the organism in Eukaryota, Fungi, Chytridiomycota, Chytridiomycetes, Synchytriales, Synchytriaceae. The record is from RefSeq and is a predicted model, not a curated record. Gene Ontology annotation, molecular function: transferase activity. The coding region runs from base 1 to 1176 and encodes 391 amino acids.
AUGUUUGCAAAUUGGGACAAGAUCUUUGCCAAAGUCUUGGCCAUUGGAAUAUUUCUAUUGCUGCUUACAAUUCUAGCAUGGAGUACGUCUGGUGGAUAUCAAGAAAUCCCUCCUUCAUCGCCGGCCAACACGAGCACCACAAAGGAAGACUUAACGAAACCUUCAGGAAUAUACUGUCCACCAUGGAAGAUGCCUUCUGGAUUAUGGAUCAACACGACAGCAGAUCAAGAACCAUCGUCAUCCAUAAGCAAAACAAUCCUAAAAAUGCCAUACGAUAUCAUGAAAUGUCGGGAUCGUUUCGCUGCCGUGUAUCCAUUAUUAUAUUCUGGCAUAUGGGGCUUUGAGAAGCCGUUUCAUCUACAAUGGAUGUCACAUUCAGGGUGUAUUUUGCAUCCUGUUGAUGGUGCGUUGUGGCUUGAGACGUAUCGGAAUAAGGAGAUUUUGUUUUUUGGGGAUUCGUUGACUCAACAAGUAUACAUAUCCUUCGUAUGCACUCUAGAAGCAACACUAGCUUCAUCAGAUGCAAACUAUCAGCAGCCUAUUCGUAUGGCUGAUCCAGAUCCUCAUUAUGUCAUGACUGGAAUCUCUCAUGGAUGGUAUUUUCCUGCUCAUAAUAUUACAACCACCUUCUUCAGGAGCACAUCUUGGACGUCGAGAACUGAUGUUGCCAGUCCAUUGUGGGCGUAUGCUCGGAAGAGUUCGCUUUGGAUUGCUAGUGAUGGAGCUUGGUAUAACAAGCACAAAAAUCUCAACAAACCCGAAUUCUUCGACCUCGAAACUCUCCCAUCAGACCUAUACGCCUUCCGCCACGCCAUAUCUGAUUUCAAAUACAAUGGCACCUUCAUAACACGAAGCUACAUGCCAGUCCAUUUCGAUACCGACGACAAUGAAUGGCAAGGGCCCGUAACAGACAAGACAUGUAUACCACCACACGAAACAGCACUAUUAAAUCCACGGUAUGCAAUGGCUAGAGAUGUGUUUAUAGACGCUGGUUGGCCAUUUGUCGAUGUGUAUCAGGAGGUAUUGCCGCUGUGGGAGUUGCAUCGUCCACCUUCUGAUUGUAGACAUUGGAUGCAUCCGGGAGUGUCUGAGUGGGUGUUUCAGGCGCUGCAUCAUAGCAUGGUUGAAGCUGGUAUCUUUGAUAAGGGUGUGAGUGAGAGUAGUUUAGAUGGUUGA